AGAUAGUAGGGUAGGGCUGGAGAGCGCUGGAUGCUCUUAACGCGUGCACAUGUAGAGCACUUGAUGUGCACACUAGAUUCCUCUCUGUCUCUCUCGUGAUGAACGGCAGCUGAGCAUCCACCCUGAAGCGUGAUCCUUCACCACAGUUUCAAGCGACUUUCCCCCGACUUUACACCCCAGUCAAGUUUUCUCGAGUUGUGGUGGGAUCUUUUUAUUAAUACCCUGGCCCUGUUAACUCCGAGUUGGUCCGAGCGGGACCGUGAAAGCGUCCGCGGGGCCAGGCUGCGCGAGCCGUGGAACUGCCCCGAGCCCCGCGCGCUCAUGGACGGAGACAUCAUGGACAAACUGGAGGACAUGGCAUCGGUCUAUGAGUUCGACCCGUUAACGGGUAACAUCCCCGCCACCAAAGUGGAGAUCACAGUAUCGUGCAGGAAUCUGUUAGACAGAGACACGUUCUCCAAAUCUGAUCCACUGUGUGUCUUGUAUACUCAAGGAGUGGAGACCAAGCAGUGGAGAGAGUUUGGAAGAACAGAGGUGAUCGACAACACACUAAAUCCAGACUUUGUCCGGAAAUACAUCCUGGACUACUUCUUUGAGGAAAAGCAGAGCUUGCGCUUUGAUUUAUAUGAUGUUGAUUCUAAAAGUCCUGACCUUUCCAAACAUAAAUCCCUUGAACUACACGACUUUCUUGGCCAGAUGUUCUGCACAUUGGGAGAAAUUGUGGGGUCACCGGCCAGUCGACUGGAGAAACCGCUUGGGGGGAUACAAGGGAAGAACUGCGGUAUUAUCAUCUUAAGUGCUGAGGAACUUGGGAACUGCAGGGACAGUGCGACCAUGCAGUUUUGUGCCAAUAAAUUGGACAAGAAGGACUUCUUUGGGAAAUCCGAUCCAUUCAUGGUCUUCUACAGAAGUAAUGAAGACGGCACGUUUACAAUCUGCCAUAAGACAGAAGUGGUGAAGAACACAUUAAACCCAGUUUGGCAGCCAUUUACAAUCCCAGUCAGAGCUCUCUGCAACGGCGACUACGACAGAACAAUAAAAGUGGAGGUGUACGAUUGGGAUCGUGAUGGCAGCCACGAUUUCAUCGGUGAAUUCACCACCAGCUACAGAGAAUUAGCCCGAGGACAGAGCCAGUUCAACAUAUACGAGGUGGUGAAUCCGAAGAAAAAGAUGAAGAAGAAAAAAUAUGUAAAUUCGGGCACGGUGACACUGCUGUCAUUUUCUGUGGAAUCAGAGUCGACUUUCCUCGAUUACAUCAAAGGCGGGACCCAGAUCAAUUUCACAGUGGCCAUUGAUUUCACCGCUUCUAACGGUAACCCAUCUCAGUCCACAUCUCUUCAUUACAUGAACCCAUACCAGAUGAAUGCCUACGCUCUGGCACUGAAGGCUGUGGGUGAAAUCAUCCAGGACUAUGACAGUGACAAGAUGUUUCCAGCACUGGGCUUUGGAGCCAAACUUCCCCCUGAUGGACGAGUGUCUCAUGAGUUUCCCCUCAACGGCAAUAUUGAAAAUCCCUACUGUAAUGGCAUUGAGGGGAUAUUGGAGGCGUACCACCAGAGUUUAAAGACCGUUCAGCUGUAUGGGCCCACAAACUUUGCACCUGUUGUCAAUCAUGUGGCCAGUUACGCAGCUGCUGUCCAGGAUGGCUCACAGUACUUUGUCCUCCUCAUUAUCACAGAUGGGGUCAUAUCAGACAUGUCACAGACCAAAGAGGCCAUUGUGAAUGCUGCCAAGCUUCCCAUGUCCAUCAUUAUCGUUGGAGUUGGCCAGGCUGAGUUUGACGCUAUGGUUGAGUUGGAUGGCGAUGACAUAAGAAUCUCUUCACGAGGGAAACUAGCAGAGCGAGACAUUGUCCAGUUUGUGCCAUUUCGGGAUUACAUGGACCGGACGGGAAACCACGUGUUGAGUAUGGCGCGGCUGGCCAAAGACGUUUUGGCUGAGAUUCCCGACCAGUUCAUCUCCUACAUGAAGACCCGGGGAAUCAAACCCAAUCCAGCACCGCCCCCUUAUACACCUCCAGGACACACACACCACACACAGAUCUGAUCCCAUCCCUGUGCUCUAAAAGUUAGUUUGAGACGCGGCCCUUUCCCUGAGGGAUAGCUACACUGGAGCUCUAAAGGUUUAUCUCCUGAGGUUACCAUGUGUUUGAACCCUCCGAGACACUUCGAGGUACAGUGGCGUUUUUGUUUGUGAUCUUCAAAUUCCUGCCCGUUUUCCUUGGGUAGGACAGUGUGAUUCAAGAAUCUGACCCAAAGGCAGCAUUUUUCUUUUGUUCAAAUAUAAAUAUAUAUAUAAAUAAA
Molecule: messenger RNA, 2303 nt
Organism: Misgurnus anguillicaudatus (oriental weatherfish)
Lineage: Eukaryota; Metazoa; Chordata; Actinopteri; Cypriniformes; Cobitidae
Source: RefSeq, a predicted model, not a curated record